Messenger RNA from Lachnellula hyalina, 831 nucleotides. RefSeq lists its product as uncharacterized. The coding region runs from base 1 to 831 and encodes 276 amino acids. The transcript is spliced from 4 exons. Lineage: Eukaryota; Fungi; Ascomycota; Leotiomycetes; Helotiales; Lachnaceae. The record is from RefSeq and is a predicted model, not a curated record.
AUGUCGAGCCUUUUAUCCUUGCUAUCACAAUACAACAUCCUAACUAAGACUGCCGAAUAUCUCAGCACUCUUGACCUCCUUCAUCUUGGAUUAGCGAACUCCAGUUUCCAUGCCAUUAUUCUUCACUCUACGCCCAUUUUCAACCGUCUAAAACUCACAGCCCUAUGUGACGGAACCGGUCUCACAGCGCGUCAAAACUUUCAAGGCAUCUACUAUGCCUUGCGCCCCCAGGACUUUGUGAUGGGGAAGGGCAGGAAAGCGCAUUAUGACGAAGAGCUUGAAGUACGCGUUUGGAACAUCAAGUGCGAUGCCGCAAAUGCGCUUCCUUGCUUGAGUUGUGGAAUUAAUGUUUGUGAGGAAUGUCGAUAUGUUCCCCGCGUUCGAGACGCCCCCCUGUAUCGCUCCAGCUAUCGGAGACCUCAAAAUGACCCUGCAAUGAUGAGCCGCAAUGUAAUUUGUUAUUGCCCAGCAUGCGAUGGGGGUGUCGAGGCUGGUCUUCCAUUAUCGCUCUCGAAAUACUGUGACUGUGAUCAGUAUACGCGGUGGAUAUGUCUAGUUUGCAAAGUCAAAGAGGCCAAAAUUAAUUGGCUCUAUUAUGAAAAUCUUACGAAGGGGAAUUGGGCAUGGGACCAAGAUCUGGAAGACGGUAUGUGUCUUGAUGACCACGUUGAUCGGCGAGCUUUCUGGUGUCCUUGUGGGAAAAGACCACCAAGAAAUGGUAAUGUGCGAUGUGCAUGGUGCAGGAAAAGACACGAUCUGGAUACUUGGAAAGACGAGGACCCAUAUUAUAUUCCCGCUUUCGACGAGGAGUUGGACUUUUCUGCCGGAUGA